Molecule: messenger RNA, 2363 nt
Organism: Corythoichthys intestinalis (scribbled pipefish)
Lineage: Eukaryota; Metazoa; Chordata; Actinopteri; Syngnathiformes; Syngnathidae
Gene: chst14
Product: carbohydrate (N-acetylgalactosamine 4-0) sulfotransferase 14
Exons: 2
Coding region: 155-1264 (369 amino acids)
Biological process (GO): dermatan sulfate proteoglycan metabolic process; carbohydrate biosynthetic process
Cellular component (GO): membrane
Molecular function (GO): sulfotransferase activity
Source: RefSeq, a predicted model, not a curated record
CAAGCAGUUUUACUUUGAAAGUCUUUUAGGAAACGCUACGCGUGAAGAUUGCCUUGGCAAAAAGUUAACUAUGGGUACGUGGUAGGUCAGGCAUCCAGCGCUUUUGUUUGCUGAGCCAGUAUCUUCGAGAACAGCGGGUUGCACGCCCCCGGCGAUGGCUCCACGAAGGUCGGAUUCGGCGAGGAGAAGCUGCGUGGACGGCGGCGUUCGGGGCCCCGACUUUCGGAGCGCGGGUUCGGCAGGGCGCCGCCACUCCGCCGCCGUGCUGCCGUCCGUACUGACGUUCCUGGUAAUCGUCGCAUCCGGAGGCCUGCUCCUUAUGAUCGAGAAAGGAAUGCUCAACGGCGUGGAGACGCCUCCGCCCCGGGGAAGCAAGAGGUUAGAUGUCGGCCGGCUCACGGGCCAGCCAGAGCGGGUGGCGGAGGACGUGGAGUCGCAGAUCCUCCAGGACAUCCGAAAUCGGACCCUGUCGUCCAUGUGCGGCCAAAAGAACAUGCCGCACAGUGUGUGGUCGCUGACGCCACAACAGAGAAAGACGCUGCUGCAACACGUACUGGUCAACGAUGAGUACCACUUCCUGUACUGCUACGUCCCCAAGGUGGCCUGCUCCAACUGGAAGCGCGUGCUGAAGGUACUGGGCGGCGCAUUGGAGAGUGUGGACGUCAAUAUCAAGAUGGACCACCAGCGCGACCUGACCUUCUUGUCUUCGCUGAAACCGGAAGGCAUCCGCUACCGGCUACGCCACUACUUUAAGUUCAUGUUUGUGCGCGAGCCUAUGGAGCGCUUGCUUUCUGCCUACAGGAACAAGUUUGGCGAGAUCGAGUCGUACCAGCGCAAGUACGGCUUGGAGAUUGUCAAGCGCUACCGCAAGAACCGCGGUGGAAAGAGCUCGCGUGGCGACGACGUCACCUUCGCCGAGUUCGUCCGCUACCUCCUGGAUGAGGACACCGAACGUAUGAACGAGCACUGGAUGCCCAUGUACAACCUGUGCCAGCCCUGCGCGGUCAACUAUGACUUUAUCGGCUCCUACGAACACCUGGAACGAGACGCCGAGUUCGUGCUCCGCAGUGUCGGGGCACCGCCACAUAUUAGCUUCCCGCCAAGACAGUCGUGGUACAAACCCGUCACGGCGGAGACGCUGCACUACUACCUGUGCAGCCUCCCGCAAAAGCUUCUCAGAGAGCUCCUGCCCAAGUACAUUUUAGACUUCUCCCUCUUUGCAUAUCCACUCCCCAACACAACCGCUGAGCACUGUCGACAUUGAAAAGAACCCUGAAUUCUUGUUUAAAAGGCUAACUUGUACAGAGCCGCAGAUGUCUUAAGAAGGGGGAAUACAUUUAUAUUCUGGCCUAAUAUUAGCCUGACAAGCUAGUCUAACUUUCACUAUGUAAAGAUAACAUGGUCAAAUCUGGUUAAAUCAAUAAGAAAUAAAUGUGGUUUCGAUUGGAUAUCCACUCCAGUCCAUCUGUACUGACAAAUCACGGCAUGCGAGGCUGAACUUUGUGUCAAGAAGGGGAGUGAUGGCAAAUCCUUUUUGUACUCCUGCGAAUUUUGGAAUGUGUUGUGCAUUCUCAUCUUUUUACCCCGCAUAUCUGACAAAGAGGCUGCUGUAGGGGACUCGAGGGCACAUUUUUAGCGUCCCGCUGGGCCCUUUUUCAUAUAAUUCAGAUAUUUAUCUGAUACCUCUGCACUGUGAACGUUCAUCUGUACACAUCCAAUCUAUACAUUAUCAAUGUAUGAGCGUGAUGAGCGAGACCAUCCGAAGGGACCCUAUUUAAUUCUGUAAACACAGUGACACGUGCCAAUAUGAAUGACUACACAAAAAUACAUUCAUUAACAAAGAAUCACAAUUGGGCAUCAUGCCCUGAGGUGGGAACGCAGCCUUAGAUUAUUCCAGCAAAAAAGGAAGUUAUCGUUGUUUGUGAACUACAAACCAACGACAACCGACAGCGUGAGUCGCAUUGUGUUUAUGUCACAUCUGUACGUCUGUGAUUGGUUCUUUUGUAAUUAGUCUGCCCCCCCCACCUCUAGCAUCGAUUUAGAAAUCCAGCCCAAACCACAGAAGACCAGACUGACUUGACAUGUAUCUUGUAAAUGGCAAAAGUCAGGCAGGCUUGCCAGGCUAGCCUAAUAUGUGUAUGGAUGGAAAGUUGGAAAAUUGAAACCUGAAUCAGGUGUUGAGGUUCCACGUACAAUAUACUGCACUUUAUUUUUGUAUAUCAAACCACAAAUCAAAUCAUGGCGCGAUUUUCUAUAUUCCACAUGUCAUGUUAGUGACUUAAAACAGAGUUACCUAACAUACAGUGGGGCAAAUAAGUAUUUAGUCAACCACUAAUUGUGCAAGUUCACCCACUUGAAAAUAU